AUGCGCCCUCUCACGGACACGGAAACGAAGACUCUCUUCACCAAACUCGCCAACUACACUGGCCGUUCCCUGAAUAACCUGCUCACCGACACCGCCCCCUCCACUACCUCCGGCGCGAACAGCACACCCGACCGCUACGUCUUCCGCAUACAGAAAGACCGCGUGUACUAUGUCCGGGAAUCCCUCGCCAACCUCGCUACUUCCAUUGCCCGUGACAACCUCCUCAGCCUGGGGACAUGUCUGGGAAAGUUCACCAAGACGGGAAAGUUUCGCCUGCAUAUUACAGCGUUGGAUGUUCUAGCACCACAUGCCAGGUACAAGGUCUGGGUGAAGGCAAACGGGGAGAUGCCAUUUCUGUAUGGAGGACACGUUGUUAAGGCGCAUGUUGGGAGGUGGAGCGAGGAUGUGCCGGAGCAUCAGGGCGUGGUGGUCAUGAGUAUGAACGAUACUCCUUUGGGCUUUGGUGUCACUGCCCGCUCGACAGCUGAGGCCCGACGACUGGAUCCCACAGGUAUUGUGACUUUCAGACAGGCCGAUGUUGGCGAGUACCUGCGCGAGGAGGACACCCUGUUCACGACUUAA
This is a messenger RNA of Recurvomyces mirabilis, 582 nucleotides long. RefSeq names its product ribosome biosynthesis protein nip7 (gene NIP7). Lineage: Eukaryota; Fungi; Ascomycota; Dothideomycetes; Mycosphaerellales; Teratosphaeriaceae. Bases 1 to 582 code for a protein of 193 amino acids. The record is from RefSeq and is a predicted model, not a curated record. Gene Ontology annotation, molecular function: RNA binding. The transcript is spliced from 2 exons. Gene Ontology annotation, biological process: ribosomal large subunit biogenesis; ribosome assembly. Gene Ontology annotation, cellular component: nucleolus; nucleus; preribosome, large subunit precursor.